Messenger RNA from Parascedosporium putredinis, 1248 nucleotides. NCBI's taxonomy places the organism in Eukaryota, Fungi, Ascomycota, Sordariomycetes, Microascales, Microascaceae. The record is from the annotation of a GenBank genome assembly.
AUGGAGCCCUAUCCGCCGAUCACCAUUGGCCAAGCCGGAGACAGUGGGGCCCGCCUGCGCCGCCUCUCCCGCACCAAGACCACCGAGUCCGUCAAGGCCCAGAGGGACGACGCCCUCGACGUGAACUUGCCCUACCGCACCCUCACCGCCGAGGCCAACAUGGACGAGUACCGCGUCGAGACCCGCGGCGGCGAGAUUCCCGGCCCUCCCAAGGAAGGCACCGGCGAGGCCGGCAACUACAGGCUCGUCACGUUUGAGCCCAACGACCCCGGUAACCCCAAGAACUGGUCCAAGGCCCGAAAGUGGUACUGUACCAUGGUGGUCGCUUUUACCUGCUUCGUCGUCGCUUUCGAGUCUUCCGUCAUCACGGCCGACAUUGGCGGCUAUCUCCUUUUUCGUCAUGGGUUUCGGUAUCGGUCCCAUGGUGUUUGCGCCCUCUCUGAAAUUUACGGCCGACGCAUCAUCUACGCCUCCACCCUCGCUCUGGCUGUCAUCUUCAUCAUCCCCUGCGCCGUUGCCCAAAACAUCGAAACCCUCCUCGUAUGCCGCGCCAUCGACGGCAUCGCCUUCUCCGCCCCCAUGACCCUCGUCGGCGGCACCCUCGCAGAUCUGUGGAAGAACGAGGAGCGCGGCGUCCCCAUGGCCGUCUUCUCCGCCGCCCCCUUCAUCGGCCCCGCCAUCGGUCCCCUCGCCGGCGGUUUCCUCUCCGACGCCGCCGGCUGGCGCUGGCUCUACUGGCUGCAGCUCAUCCUCGCUGGCGUCGCCUGGAUCCUCAUCACCUUCACCAUCCCCGAGACCUAUGCCCCCACCAUUCUCGCCGCCCGCGCCAAGAAGCUCCGCAAGGAGACGGGCAACACGGACUACGUCACCGAGCAGGACCUUGACCUGAGGCCCAUGUCUGAGCGUCUUCGCAUCUUCCUGUGGCGACCCUUCCAGCUCCUCUUCGGCGAGCUCAUCGUCUUCCUCAUCAGCUUGUACAUGUCUGUCCUGUAUGGUCUUCUGUACAUGUUCUUCGUUGCCUUCCCCAUCAUUUAUGAGCAGAGGAAGGGUUGGUCGUCCGGCCACACUGGUCUCUCCUUCAUCCCCAUCGCCGUUGGUACUCUCGCUUCGGCUGCUUGCGCGCCCUCGUCAACAAAGACUACAUCAAGCGUGUCAACAAGCACAACGGCCACCCCCGCCGAAGUCCGCCUUAUCCCCAUGAUGGUCAGCUGCUGGUUCAUCCCCGUCGGCCUCUUCAUCUUCGCCUGA